Messenger RNA from Syngnathoides biaculeatus (alligator pipefish), 3840 nucleotides. RefSeq names its product melanoma cell adhesion molecule a (gene mcama). Gene Ontology annotation, biological process: angiogenesis. NCBI's taxonomy places the organism in Eukaryota, Metazoa, Chordata, Actinopteri, Syngnathiformes, Syngnathidae. The coding region runs from base 1073 to 2977 and encodes 634 amino acids. Gene Ontology annotation, cellular component: plasma membrane. The transcript has 16 exons. The record is from RefSeq and is a predicted model, not a curated record.
UCAACUGUUUCCUUUAUUCGUCUCUGCCCUUGAUUUCGUUCACUCAUUGCCUUGUCUCCAUCCUCAAUCAAGUCUCAUUUGCUCAUCUCUUUCAACGAUCAUGCCUCCUUUGCUUGUGCACUUGUCUCGUACGUCAACUUUUCUUAUUUCCUGGUGUCCUUUCCUCAUCACCUUCCUCAAUCUGGUCCCUCUCACUCAUCUUCUUCUCCUAUGUUGUCUCCUUCCCUCAUUCUUGCCAUCUUCACUCAUGUAUUUUCUUAAUGUUUCCUUUUUCACUUGUAUCCUUUUCAUCUUGUCUGUUUCCUCCAUUUGCGUCCUUUACUCAUCUCCUUGAUGUGGUCACUGCCUCCUUCGCUUGUCUCUUUGUCUGCUUCAUGUCUUUCCUUCCCAUCCCUCGUUGCCUCAAUUUUCUCUUCACUCAUUUUUGCCUCCUUCACUUGAAUCCUUUCUUCCUUCGUGUGUCUUCUAUGCUUGUCUCAUUGCCUCCUUCACUCACCUGCUCCACUAAAUGGUGUCUCCUUCACUCAUUCUUGCCCCUUCACUUCCAUCCUUGUUUGUUUGUGUGUAUUUUGUGUACAUUAUUUCCUGUCUCUCCGUCUCCAUGUGUCUCCUUGUUUCCUUCACUCAGUUUAUUUUCCUUACUUCAUUUUUGCCUCUCUCACGCAGGACCUUUUGCUUGUCUUCUCAUUUCCUUUCUCCCUUCACACUGUUUCUUGUCUCCUCCUCGUGCCUCCUUGACUUAAUUUCAUCUCCUUUUGCACGUCCUAGGUCCGUUUACUAGUCUUCUCGUUCCCUUGCUAUGUUUCCUUUGCUCCUCUUCCUUGACCUACAUCUCCCUCCUCCUCGUGGCUGUAGUGGUAGUCGUCGUUAACCUCCUCUUCCUUCUCCUCCUCCUCCUCCUCCUCCUCCUCCUCCUCCCCCUCUUCCUCCUCCUACUCCUCCUAGUCCUGAAGCUACCUCGUGUAAUUUUGAGGUUGCAGUCUAAUUCCAACUUGUUCGUGUUCGACUGCGCACUUGUUUUUAGUUUGUCACUCGGAUACCGCGGCAGCUUCGCUUAUUGACGGACAUCGGCAUGACUAUCCAGCAGCAAAGAACGUUUCUUUCUCUCUUUCUCGUUCUACACGUCUGGAGCGUGUGGUCCGAUGUGGAGGUGACUACGCAAGACCACUUUGAAGUGUACCUGGGCGACUCUGCUGAGAUGGUGUGCCACUAUAACUUCACUGAAAUCGACGGUGAACCCGAAUUUCUCAUGUUCCAGUGGUUUGUGAAAGAAAAAAACAGCGGGUCACGGAUUCGCAUCUACUACGCUGCUGACAACAUUGUUAUCGUGGACCCAGGGACCGAGUACACUGGUCGCAUCCAGGUGACUUUUGAUCAGCACAAAAUUCAGCUUACCAUCCUGGAGGUGGAGCUGUCCGACAACCGGGAGUUCAUCUGCCAGGUGAACGGUCUGUCGGACGGCACCAUGGAGCGCAGGCCUCACCUACGGGUGUUUGCUCCCCCAGAGGCUCCAGUCAUCACAGGUGUCCAAACGGGAAUAUCCGUGACUAACGAGAUGCCCUCUAAGGUGGCAACAUGUGAGGCUCACAACGGUUUCCCCAAAUUCAACAUCACCUGGUACAGAAACAACAUGCCUCUGGUGUCUUUAGCAGGACUUGUGAAUGUGUGGACCAGCUACAUGGUGGAAUCCAGAGGCAUGUACUCGGUGCAAAGCACCCUGGAGUACCAGGUAGUCAAGGAGGACAAAAACGCUAACUUCUCCUGCGAGGUCAGCUUUUUUGUGCCCGGCGCCAUCAGGACCGUCGAGUCCAGCAGCGUCGGCAUCACCAUUCACUACCCACCCACCAUGGUGGAGCUGUGGAGGGAGUUGCCUCAGGGAUUGGUCAAAGAAGGGGAUAUUGUCGCACUACGUUGCCAGGGCGAUGGGAACCCCAUGCCGACCUUCAUCUUUUCAAGGAAGGAAGAGCCCAAUGUGGAGUUAGACAGCCGUGGCAACGUGUUAACGCUGCAGGCCGUGUCACGCAGAGACGGCGGCGACUAUGUCUGUCGACCUCGGGACACCACCGUACCCAAAGAGGUCAAAGGAGAAAUGCAACUUACUGUGCACUACCUUGACCCUGCUGUGGUUGUACCCAAAGAAUCUGAAGUCAUGUUAAAAGGGGAAGAUUUGACUGCGUCAUGUAAUGCUCUGUCCUCCGAGCAAACAUCCGUCGUCUGGUACAAGGAUGGCAAGAUGGUGGGUCGAGGAAACAUGCUCCACUUGCAGAACGCCACUUACGAAACGGCUGGAGAGUACAUUUGCAAGGUGACCGUUCCCUCCGUGCCCGCCCUGCACACCAGCGGCUCCGUCCACAUCGUUGUCCACAGUGGUCCUCAGCUGGUGGGCAAGACGCAGGAGGUGCAUCUGGAGGAGGCAUUGGGCCGGAUGGUCAACCUGAGCUGCGAGGCACGUGGCCACCCUGCACCCAGCAUCACGUGGAUCUUCGGUGGUAGCCAGAGCUGGUACGAGGUGUUCAGCAAGUCUACCGACCACAUGACGCACAGCGUGGUUUCUGUCACCGUUAAAUCGGACAUCUUUGCCAUGUGCAACACCUCCAACGACCUCGGCAAUGACGUCAGAGCUUUCAGUAUCAAAGCCAUUCCCCUGGUCACCACCAGCGCUCCCUUCUCUCCCGCAGAGGGCAGCGGCGUAAUCUUCGUGGUGAUCAUCCUGUGCCUUCUGCUGCUGGCCAUCCUGGGCAGCCUGCUCUACUUCCUGCUGAAGAAGGGCAAGAUCCCGUGCGGACGCUCAGGGAAGCAGGACAUCUCCACAGAGAAGACUGCCAAAGAUGACAUCGUGGUGGAGAUGAAGGAGAACGCCAACGCCAAGAGUGAGGACACGGUGCUCCUCAAGGCCAUCAACCCAGAAAAAAACGGAACAAACGAUCAGAAUGUCUAUGCACGGAGACCACAUCAGCAGUGCACAUGUGCAGCUUAGAGGGAACAUUGAUCACGACAACAAGAUAAUGUCUCUGUGUUUUUCUAGUAAAAGUGAGCAUGCGUUGGCAGUGGAGGAGCUGAUCUGAGACGAGCAGGGACUCCAAUCAUACGCUACAAGUAUAUCUGUAUACACACGUACACACACAAAGUUGUCUUUUGAGCAAACGUGUUCUGUUUUCUGUUUCAUCAUUGCUUUGCCAUCAAAAUGUACAUAUUGUAUAUAUAUUUUUUUUUAUUUAAGGUAUUUUCAUACAUAGGUACACACACUUACACAAACAGGGAACUGUUACAAACUGCUGUCAAGCCCCUUUCUCCUUUUCCCUGUACUGUUUGUAAAUAUGCCAAUGGAUUGUUGCCGGGCAGAUUUCAAAGAGGUUCGCAAUCUGCUUUGCCUCUUUUUGGUUUGGAGAUUUCUGCUGAAUACGCUACAUGUGUUUGUAUGUAUUUUGUGUGCGUGUGUGUUGUGUUGUGUCGUGUUGUGUUUGACCAGUUUUUUUGUAUACUUUUUACAUUUUUCUCAAGCGUGGUCACAUUCUUACAUACAUAAGCGUGAGUGGAAAUAAUUUCGGUUCUUUCAAGAGAAGAUCUCAUUUUGAUGCAGGCACACUAGCGCCCCCCGCUGGGCUCAUUUUGUGAAUAUUGUUUGUGUGUGGGGGGGGUGAACAUUACUUUUUGAUAGAGCUUUCCAUUGAUGGGGGAGGUAUGCUCUGCUGUGUUCCAAAAAAAUGCAGACCAGGGAAUAUAUUGUUCAUGUUUUUCUCCCUCCCCCCAAAAGUUUGUAAAUUAAGUGCUAUACAUGUUAUUCUUUGAUGCCUGUUUUUUAAUGUUUUUUUUUUUUCAAGAAAAUGUGAAAUAAAAACU